AUGCUUCCCGGCGACACCUUCCAAACUCCUUCCGCCGCCGCAAAACCCAAAGGGCCGAUCAUCAAACACUCAUUCAAACCCAUAGAAAUCUUUCUCUCCUCCCCUUCUUCACCCAUCUCUUCCACCACCCAUACUCCCUCAAAAUCGAACCAUCCUCGACAACAAGAAGAAGACCAAAAUCCCAAGAGCCCAUGCCAGAGUUCCUCCUCUUCAUCGCUUGCAGCAUUUGUUAUAGCCCACAAUGAACAUCUCGUAACUCAUAUUUUACUUCGUUUGCCCCCAAUAUCCCUUCUUCGCUUCCAGUCUGUUUCCAAACAAUGGCAAUCAAUCAUUUCCAACCCCACUUUCCGCCGUCUCCACUCGCGGGGUCGCCCCACUACCACUGCCUCCUGCUUCCCUCCCGGGGUGCUUUUGUUUCCGUUAGAACUUCCCCGUGUUUUUGGUUUCAUUGCGUUCCGCCAGGAGGAGGUAAAUUCAAUGGCCAACAUCGUUUCUCACUUGAAUACUUUCCUUUACGGGCCCCGCAACAUUUCAUGUUUACAUUCUUGCAAUGGUUUAUUAGCUAUAGUGUUUAAUUUCGAUAAUCGUCAAGAAUUUGCGGUUUAUAAUCCCACAACUCGGGAGUCUAAGCUUGUUCCAAUGAUUGAAACUCCACAUAACUAUAAAGAUCUGAAUAUUGUGUUUGAUCCUGAAAAGUCUGAUCACUACAAGCUUGUUUGCAUAUGGGUGGGUUCAUCUAAACAAUGGGUUCACAGAUUCUCUGUGUAUUCCUCUGAAAAUGGGGUUUGGAGGAAUACUGAAGAGACGGCUACUGACGAUUUAUGUUAUGAUAAGGGAAUGUUAUGGAAUGGUGAUCUUCAUUGGAUUAGUCCAUGGAAUUACAGUGCGUGCUUUGACGUCAGUAACGAGCGCCUUAGGCCACUUAGGUACACCAUAAGGACGCCCGAGUUCGAGGAACAUGGAGGUGAUUGGUAUUUUGGGGAGUCAGGGGGCCAUCUGUUUUAUAUUCGUCCAAACGAACCUUAUGGAAUGCUGCUUGAUUUUUUCGAGUUGGAGUUGGAGAGGGACUGUCUUCGUUGGAAUAUCAAGUAUCAUGUUGAUCUUACUCCUUUGACUACUCUGUAUCCACAGAUGAUAAAGGAGGAAUAUGAUCCCACGUUUGACGAGCCAUGUGCAUUCCAUAUAAUUGGUUUUCUUGUGGAUGACAAAGAGAAGAAAACAACGCUUGUGAUAUCACUUGCUGAUAAAAUCAUUUCUUGUGAUUUUAACAACUUGACUUUGAUGGAGCUUGCUGAUGUGGAGGUGGAUACAAAGAGAGAUGUCUACAGUUGGUAUUUGGCUUUCCCACAUGUCGAGACACUAGCUUGUCUUUAA
Molecule: messenger RNA, 1374 nt
Organism: Coffea arabica (coffee)
Lineage: Eukaryota; Viridiplantae; Streptophyta; Magnoliopsida; Gentianales; Rubiaceae
Product: F-box protein At5g07610-like
Molecular function (GO): protein binding
Source: RefSeq, a predicted model, not a curated record